UGCCGCGCAAACAUCAACAACAGCAACUCUUUACUGGCGACGAUGCGCUGCACACAACAUUCAUCGCAUGCGCCAUAGACCGAGACAUUAGUUCUUGACUUUUAUUCCAUAGAGACGUGCACCAUGCUCGAAUUCCGUACACAGGGCUAUAACGGCUACAGCGUCAAGUACUCGCCCUUCUUCGAUUCGCGCAUAGCCGUCGCAGCAUCAGCCAACUUCGGUUUGGUAGGCAAUGGGAGACUCUACAUCUUAGGUCUAACAGCCAACGGGAUUGUGGCCGAGAAGUGGUUCGACACGCAAGACUCUCUCUUCGACUCGACGUGGUCGGAAGCGCACGAGAACCAGAUUCUCACCGCAGGCGGCGAUGGCUCUGUGAAACUCUUCGACAUCACGCUCUCCCAAUUUCCCGUCCAGUCAUGGCAAGAACACGCGCGCGAAGUCUUCUCCGUGCACUGGAACCUCGUCUCCAAAGACACGUUUCUAUCGAGUAGUUGGGACGGCACAAUAAAGAUCUGGAACCCGAAUGCGAGCGCUAGUCUAAUGACUCUGCCCACGCAUUCCUGCACAUACUCGGCCGCAUUCAGCCCCCACAGCCCGAGCAUACUGAGCAGUGUGAGCUCCGACUCGCAUCUGCGCGUUUUUGAUCUGAGGACUCCUGCAAGCGCGAGUAAUCACCUCACUAUGAAUAUACCCAUACACACCCCACCGAAGCCUCGCAUGGGCACUCCAGCGCCCGUCGGCAUCCCGCCCUCAGAAGCCCUCACGCACGACUGGAACAAGUACCGCGACACGAUCGUCGCGACCGCAGGCGUAGACCGCGUAAUCCGCACAUUCGACAUCCGCAUGCCACAAGCCGGGCCUAUUGCCAUACUACCGGGCCACGAGUACGCCGUGAGGAAGGUAACAUGGUCGCCGCAUCUUUCGGACAUUCUUCUCAGUGCUAGUUACGACAUGACGUGUCGUGUGUGGACAGAUGGUAGCGCUAUGGGCGUUGGGUCGAUAAAGCAGGAGAACAUGCUGGAAGACCCCAUGGUGUUAGGCGGUGGGAGAGAGAUGGGGAAGAUGGGCCGACAUACAGAGUUCGUCACUGGGGUGGAUUGGUGCAUGUUUGGUGCUGAGGGCUGGUGUGCGAGUACGGGGUGGGAUGAAAGAGUGAUGGUUUGGGAUUGUAGAGCUAUUAUGCAAUGAGAUUGAGGGACUUGUAGAGUGCACACAGAAGUAAAUGUGCGAUGGCAGUGAGUUGUUCGUCUGUGAAGAGUCUCGAGUGAAAUCAAGGGCUACCAUGGCUUUUAUACUUGAUGGAGAGUAAGUAUGUUAAGAAAUAUCUCCAAGCCGGUAUAGAAUAUGCUUGAGAGAAUGAAGCACGUAUCAUCC
This is a messenger RNA of Dothidotthia symphoricarpi CBS 119687, 1374 nucleotides long. RefSeq names its product WD40 repeat-like protein. Bases 124 to 1188 code for a protein of 354 amino acids. The transcript has 2 exons. Gene Ontology annotation, molecular function: protein binding. Lineage: Eukaryota; Fungi; Ascomycota; Dothideomycetes; Pleosporales; Dothidotthiaceae. Gene Ontology annotation, biological process: protein import into peroxisome matrix. The record is from RefSeq and is a predicted model, not a curated record. Gene Ontology annotation, cellular component: cytosol; peroxisomal matrix.